UUUGACUUUCGGAAUUUUGAGGUUUUGAUAUGGAAAAGAGUGGAAUAGCAUAAGUUGACAACCUUUGAUUGAGGUUCUCCCUUCUUUCUCAUAUAACAUUGGAUCCGAUUUGGUACUUUGUUUGUUGGCUUGUGACUGUGAGAAUAGAAAGCAGAAGCGCAUGCCAUGGACGCUUUGAGGAAACAAGCCACCAAGCUAAGAGAGCAAGUUGCCAAACAACAACAGUUUCAAGCUGUAAUAAAGCAGUUCAGCAGUAGUGGUUAUGAGAGCUCAGAUGUUGUGGUCAUUGAUGAGGUUGAAAUGCAGAGACAUCAACAACUGGAAAAGCUGUACAGGGCCACCCGUGCAGGGAAGGAUUUCCAAAAAGAAAUUGUUAAAGCAGCAGAAAUAUUUACAGCCAUAGGUUUUAAGCAUAUUGAAGCAGGUACAAAACUUUCUGAGGAUUGCUGUAGAUAUGGAGCAGAGAACAACACUGACAACAUAUUGGCUAAGGCUGCAUCAGUAUAUGGCGAUGCUUGCAAACAUGUAGAAAAGGAGCACGAAGAAUUAAAUCGGCUUUUAUCUUCCCAGGUUUUGGAUCCUUUGAGACAAAUGAUCAAUGGUGUACCUUUGGAGGAUGCUCGCCAUCUUGCUCAACGGUAUAGUCGGAUGAGACAAGAAGCAGAGACACAUGGGGUGGAGAUUUCUAGAAGACAAGCACGGGUUAGGGAAUCUCCAACUGCUGAACAGGUUGCCAAACUGCAUGCUGCAGAAACAAAGAUGCAGGAGCUGAGAGCAAACAUGGCAGUUCUGGGUAAAGAAGCUGCAGCUGCAUUGGCUGCUGUUGAUGCACAACAGCAGAGACUGACUUUUCAAAGGCUUGUUGCAAUGGUUGAAGGAGAAAAGACUUUUCAUCAAAGAGUUGCAGCAAUUCUUGGUGAAAUCGAAGCUGAAAUGGUCUCAGACAGACAGAAGAAAGAAUCUGCCCCUCCAGUGGUUAUGUCUGAGAAUGGCUCAGAGAAAACAAUGUAUUUCUUGGCUGAAGCAAUGCAUCCCUUUAGUGCUGAAUCAGAAAAGGAACUGAGCUUUUCAAAGGGUGACUAUGUUGUCGUGCGAAAGGUGAGCCCAUCAGGGUGGUCAGAAGGAGAAUGCAAUGGCAAAGCAGGAUGGUUUCCUUCUGGAUAUGUGGAGAAACGACAAAGAAUCCCCUCUAGCAACUUGGCUGGUGAAGUUUACUAGGUGCUACUCAUCUUGUACUAUUCAUUCCCAUGUUUGGUUUUACACUGCUUUGUUUAAAGAGGAUGAGCAAAAGGGGUGGAGAGGAUGGUGAAAUUGAUGGAAAUGUUACCUCCUUUUUUAACAAAAUGAAAAGAAGAAAAAGGUGUUAAACUGUGGGGUAAUUUAAAUGUUGUCUAUCCUCUCUUAGGGGUGACACUUGACACUUUUGUGUCACAGACACGAUUUUACUUUUAUCCUUUGUUAUUAAUUGUAGUACAUGUGUCUUUGAUGAUGCUUAUUUCAUGUUUGUUCAUCCCAAGGUAGCCCUAUAUGUCGAUUGGAGAGGGAUGUCUUAUUUUUGAGGAACAGAAGGUCGUGUGAUAUGCAAGGGAGGAGUAAU
Gastrolobium bilobum is the source of this 1597-nucleotide messenger RNA. Its product is annotated as SH3 domain-containing protein 3. NCBI's taxonomy places the organism in Eukaryota, Viridiplantae, Streptophyta, Magnoliopsida, Fabales, Fabaceae. Bases 166 to 1218 code for a protein of 350 amino acids. Gene Ontology annotation, molecular function: protein binding. The transcript is spliced from 10 exons. The record is from RefSeq and is a predicted model, not a curated record.